Messenger RNA from Mycena citricolor, 1473 nucleotides. The record is from the annotation of a GenBank genome assembly. NCBI's taxonomy places the organism in Eukaryota, Fungi, Basidiomycota, Agaricomycetes, Agaricales, Mycenaceae.
AUGGAGACCCCCACGCAUGCCCGGUUUCCCCCGUCUCCCUUUGCCGAUAAGCUCUACACCAACUACUGCCCCUCGACUGAGGAGGUCCACGCCAUCCAGACGUACCUCGUCGAGCCCAGGCGCGCCGCCGCCGCCCUGGACACCGAAAUCGCGGCCGCGCAGGCGAUACUCGACGCGCUCAAAGCCCGCCGCAGCCACGUCGGGCACUGUAUCGACGCCCACGAGGCCCUCGUCGCCGCCGUGCGCCAGGUCCCCCCUGAAAUCCUGCAAACUAUCUUCGUCGCCUGCCUGCCCGAGCGACCCCGCGUCGACCCGGCUUCCGCGCCGCUGGUCUUCACGCGCGUGUGCCGAUACUGGCGCGAGGUUGCCCGGGGAACGCCGGAGCUGUGGAGCAACGUGGAGAUCCCACGUGUCGAUGCCCUACCAAGCGCGUUGCGCGAGCGGUUCGAGGGCGCGGUUGCAUCGUGGCUUGACUGCAAUCGCACGCGGCCGGUAUCCAUCUCGUUUUCCGGCGCCGGCGAUAGCGCAGCGAAGGGCGGUGCACACCCGAACCCUGCGUUCUGCGUGCAGCAGCUCCACAAGACCGCGCCUCGCCUCCGGAAUCUCGAGAUCACGGGGAACGACGUUCUGGCGGAGGCGGCCUUCGACCUCGCUCCGGCCCAGGUUCCCCUCCUCGAGAGCUUCGUUGCACGGACUUCCCCUUCUGCGCAGAACUUGCACUUACGUGACCUGCCGAUUCUCAGCCACCCGAACUUGAACCGGGUCUGGCUUGAAGCGGCCGUGAAUCCGCGGCAUCUGGCGCUUCCGUGGGCUCACCUCCAGGAGCUCUCGCUCACCUGCACCCACGACUGGCGCAGUGCGCUGUGUCUGACACAAAACGACGUGGUCGAGAUCCUGAGCCAGUGCCCGAAGCUCGUGCGCUGUCUGCUGGCCAUCACGGCUCCCGCAGACUCGCUCCUGGUCAACCAGGACCAGCCCGCGAUACACCUGCCGCUCCUCGAAGAACUCGUCAUGCCCGUGCACAAGCCGGUCCAAGUGGAGGACAUCCAGCUUGUUUCGCUGGUCAAGAUGCUCGACGCACCGGCCCUGCGCCGGCUCUGCUUCGCGAGGAAGGGCGACGAGACUGCCAAGGAGUUCGUGCACCCUGCACCCGAGGCCGCCAAGACGCUCUGUGUCGCCCCGCGCGAGCUGGGUGCGGAGACGCUCGUCGACCUGGUCAAGGCGCUGCCCAGGGUGACCGCCCUGCGCCUGGUCCGAUCGCCCAUCCCGAUGUUCGAGGAGCUCGACGACGGCUUCCUCGCUGCCUUGCCCAUGCUGUGUCCGAAACUCGAGUCGCUCGAUUGCGAGGACGGAACGAGCGUGUUCUCCGAAGGUGCUCUGUGUCGCUUCGUGCAGGCCAGUUCGCAUCUCCGGUCACUCAAUCGCGUCCGACUGGACAUGUCUCUGCAGGAUAUGGAUGUCCUGAUGGCUUAG